Porites evermanni is the source of this 11197-nucleotide messenger RNA. The record is from the annotation of a GenBank genome assembly. Lineage: Eukaryota; Metazoa; Cnidaria; Anthozoa; Scleractinia; Poritidae.
AGGGUUUCAGAGUUCCAGACUGUCCUUGCAGCACGGGAGAUAGACCUCAAACAUCUUAAGCGACUGUGUUUUAGUGGUAAGCCUUUUGAAUUAUCUUAGCUUGCAUCAUAUUGAUCUUUACAGUUGUAAAAACUAGGUAAGUAACUUUUUGUGUGGACUGUUGACCCGAAAGAAGUCAUGUCAAAGUUUCACGUGUAAACAUUUAUCAACAGGUAUUCCCGAUGGAUCCGGAAUCCGUUCAUUGUGUUGGAAGGUGUGUUGCUUAAGUUUGUUUUUCCUCUGGCGUUGCAUGAUAAUUAUGUGCAUGGUACCUUACAGCGCUGAAUACCAACGCUAGGAGUAUAUUUAAAAUGAGGCAUUUUUUGUUGUGAGUGCACUCUACUUUAUUGUUUGUGACUCCUUGUGGGACUUUUUCUUGGACCUACUCUUGUAAACAAGGAUUCGAAUUCAUCUCAUCUUCGAUUUAUAUAUGAUGGCGUGACCGUGACAAAGGGCACAGGGGACUGUUUCUCACAUAAAAGUAUAAUGAAGAUAAGGAAAUGAAACAAGGCCCUUUUUGUGGGUAGUGGGGAUAUGUGUGUCCCUAGACAGAAUUUUACAACCCUGAACCUGUUUGUUUCUUUCCUUUUCUAUUUUGUUUUCAUUUUUUAUUUAAUGAUACAGACUUGUACAUUGCCAUACGGGUACCUCCAUCGCACACAGGGUGUUGAUAUUACAUGCAUGCCUGUUUAUAGAAUGGGGUGUCAAUUUCUUGUUGCAAGUAAUGUAUAUUGGCAGAUAAGAACUGGGAAUAGGUAAAUGAUCACGAAAUUUCUUCAGGAUGUACUUGUUACAGUUACAGUUUGAGAUAUUAGGUGAUGUUUUCUUAUAAAAUUUUCAGCAUUAGUUUUUAUAUUGAUAAGACAUGUGUCUGUUGCAUUUUUUCUGGAAGCCUGCUGAAUACAGACAUCUGGAUAAUAUGGACACUAUUGUAUGUCCAGUGCAUGUCCCCAUCAACCGGGUUCCGCUGUAUAUUGAAAGUCAGCUGAGAAAGAGUCUGAAGUCAAACAGUGUUAACAGGGUUGUUCUUUUCUUAUCAAUACCAAUGAACAUUAUUAUUUUUGAAGCUUCUUUUAGGUUAUCUUCCUUCUCAGAGGGAUCUUUGGCCUGAGACUCUCAAGAGACAGAGGUCUGAUCAAUUAGCCUUUCUUUAAUCUUACCAGUAUCAAAAUUGAAUAUAAGAUAUCAAGUCCAUUAAAUCAUCUAUAAAUCAAUCAAUCAACUUGUGUUGUGUGAUUUGUUUUAGUAUUCCUGCUUAUUAAGGACAUUAAAAGAUAAAGAGAAAAUUUGUUUAAAAAAAUGCACAAUAAAGUUUUAAUGAAUUACCAUGUAUCAGUACACCAUCUUGUGAGGCAGCUUGGCCUAGUGGUGAGAGCACCAAGGUUCCAAUUCAGAGACCCUGAGUUCUAGUGCCAUCCUGAUUGCUAGCACAAUUUGUUCCCAUAAGUCCAGGGUUUUAAACUUGUUGGCUAUACAUGUGGAUAGCCAACUGGUUUGCCUCUGGCCAGUUGGGAUUCUAUUUAUUGCAGGUGACAAGAGAAGCCCACAGCCCUAAUCUCCAGGUUGUUAUUACCCAUGCAUCGAAUGUCUAUAGCCAACAUUUGCUUGGACUUCCACUAAGAAUGAAUGGAAUGUACUGAACGCAAUUUGAUAAAGCGUGUUUCAACCUUCUGCCCCUCAUAAUCUGAUCACACGUGUUUUGACCACCUGUUACGAGAAACCUGUGCAAAGCACUCACUGCAUAGGAGCAAAAGCGUUUGAUCUUAGAUCGUUGUCACCCGCACUCCGUAACCUUUGGUAAUUACUAGUUUAUUAUUAUUAUAUCUGCUUCUGUCUUUAUUUGUGGACCAAAAUGUAUUUGUGAAGUUCUGAUCAAUUUUGUGCAAUGCUUUUUCACUCCAGUCAGUACAAGUUUAAUUUCUUUUUCCUAAUUCUUAAAUAUUAAGGACUAGGGGACAGAUUUAGGAAAUUGAGAAUCAAACUAGCUCGUAACAUCUGCAUGAUCAACCUGACAUCAACUUUUUUUUUCACUGAUGAAGAUGGAGAGAUUGAGACAAAAUCUUUGAAUUCAAUAAUUCAAAUAAUAUUGCCCUUGGUCAGGAUAUUUUGUGGAACAUUUCUGCACACUUGUAGAGGGGGAAGUUGCUAUAAAAUGCUAGUUUUGGCCUACUCCCUUGUUUACCACAUUAUUUCAGUGAUUUUUUUUCUUUUUUAUAUCUGUUUGUUUUCAGGUCGACUUACAGGCAGUUUGUUCAGGAAAUAAUCAUCGAACAAUGCAAAGGAACAAAGUCUGGCAAGGAUUCCAAGGAAUUUGAUGUUGAUCAUGUAUGUAAGGAAGCGUUAGUACCUAUGUUAUAACUGAUCAAGUGCACAAACAAACUUCCAGCAUAUAAGAAUAUGGGCAGAAUGUGCAAGUCGAACACUCCUACUUGCUGAUGGCUAGAAAUGAAUAGUAAUGCAUUAGCUAGUCCAUGAUUUGUAAUUUUCAACGUUUGGUUGCUCAUCCUGUGUCCAAGUAACCUGACAUGAUAAAUAAAAAAAAAUUAAGAUAAUGAUUAUUAUUGUUUUCACAGUGAGAAAAUCUUUUUAGAAAUAAAUACUGUGUGUUGUAUCUCAAAUAAUUUAAAAAAACACAUGUCACAUUGCAACAUGUAAGCUUGCUGUUCUGGUGCAAUCAAACUUAAACUGUGUACGUCACAGAACUCAAGGUAAUAAGCCAUAUUUAAUUUUGUUUGAGGUGAAGAUGUUGUAGGUAAAAUCUGUUUUCAGGUAAAAGAAGAGUUUGUUUUGCCUUCUAUUAUGACCAGGAAACAAAGGAAAUUUUGAAUCAAAAUAGGUUGAAUUCUGAUUUAACCUGAGAACAAAUUUUACCUACAACAGAGAUUUGGACACAACUUUAUUACUUCCCCAAAGAGAAUCAGUAUGGUUUUAAACACUGCCAUGUAAGACUCCAGGAAGCGGAUGAAGAAAAAUGUUAACAAGAAGGGCAAACAUUCUGCAUAGAAUUGUAAAGGAAAUUUAUCUUGUCAAAAUUGGGUGAGGUUAUAAAGAAGAAAUGUUUUGCAGUAUGUGCAGGGGUUUUCCUGUCCUAGGCUUGAAACUGCACCUGAUACUGUUGCCAGUGUGAAUAAGACUUCAACCUUGGCAACUUUGGGGAGUUCUAAAAAAUUAAACUAGUUAAGUUAAGAAACAUCUGCCCUUAUUGCUUUGCAACAAAGAAUGUGGUCUGAUCAAGUCAAAACAAUUAUCAAUUACCUUGCAAUGAGCUGUUGAUUCAGGAUGAACGCGCUUGGCGCACUUUAGUCUCCUAUUUUUUGUGGAACAAGAUUUGGAUCUGAAUUUUUGAGUCAACUGUUCAUGAUUUUUUGCCUUUCUCUUUGGCCUCCUCGGUCUGAAUCAUGCUCAUUCAAUGAAAGAUAUUAUUUUUCAGUACAAGUUAGAUGACAAAGUUGUUGUUGACAGAUAAAACUGAUGACAUCACGUGUGGUACUAGGGAUGUGGAUCAGCACAGGCAGUUCAGGGGAGAAUGGGUUAAGAAAGGCUCUAUUAUAAUGAUGUGACGCUUAUACUUUGUUAACCCUGUAAAUACCAUCAAAUCCUGUGGUUUCAUUAAAUUAGUUCCUGUGCUCAAGAGUGGAUAUUAUUUUGAUAUUUGACAGGCCGUUAAAAUAAUAUGCAUGUAUUAUGUUGUUUGUUUGUAGCCGUUGAAUCCUAACCCAGACAGUAAUUGGCUAGCUUUCUUUAAAGACAAUGAAGUGUUGCUGCAGAUUGACAAGGAUUGCAGGUAAUACUCCUCCUCACCUUCCAUCGUGUUGAAACAUUGCUAUUGUAAUUUUUAAAAAAUGUUUUGAACUCUCCAGGAGUUAUAUCAUAAGCAAGGCAAGUUCUCUUAGGCCCUGUCCACACAUGUACAGAUAUUUUAGAAAAUGGAGAUUUUUCCUUUGUUUUCAAAAAAAUAUGUUUCUGUUGUAGUUAAUUUUUUAUCUCACUGAUCACUUCACAACCCUAGAUCUACCUAAAUUAAUUAAUUAAAAUGGUUCAAAUGAGAAGAGAAAGUAAUGUUUAUAAGACUAUUUGUAGCUGCAAAAAGCUGGUCAGUGUCAUUUUUUCAAAAUUGCAUUAGAGAUAAUCAAAAUUUUGUCUGUCUGUUUGCAACCAUUAGGCCUUUUGUAAUAGCUAUUAAGUAUAUAUACAUGUAAACAGUUUAUAAGCAAGGAAAGAGUUACUUAUAUAAUAAUCCUACCAUAAUGAUAUUUCUGUAAAUAAGUUUUCUAUCCUCACAUUUGAAACCUCAUUAAUUUUACUCUAAAUACCUGCAGCAAUUUGUUUUGAGAAAAUAAUUUUAUUAGGAACUGAAAGAGCAUAUAGAAAUUGGCCAAGGUGGAAACUGGAGGUAAAAUGUCUGGAAUUGACGUAACAGAGAGGAAACUGUUCUCUUUAAAAAAAUGGUUCAAAUGAGAAGAGAAAGUGGUGUUUCCUUGAAGUUGCCUUCAGGUGUUCUUUUAUUCUGUUUCAUAAUCCCCACCCUUCCCCCCCCCCCCUUACUCUACCCAAAAUGAGUGCCUGAUUGAAGGUAAGCUAUCCUCACAAUAUCCUUAUUAUUUAAAAAUGGGAGCAUGGGGGAGGAGGGGUGAUUAUUUGAGUAGAUUGAUUACUUUGUUAUGGCCAUUGGGGUAGGUGCUUUUUUGAUAUUACAGUGGAACUUUGCCUUAUAUCCACCCCACUUAUUAGUUAUACGACCACCUUGUCAUUAAGACUACAUUCUUUACACCGGCCCCGUUGAUAUGACCAACUUGUUAUUACAACCAGGACUUUGUGGCCCAACAUUGAUCAUAUUAAUGGGUUCUACUGUACUGUAGUUUUUUUCUUUAUUUUUGUUUUAAAAGGAGGCUUUGUCCUGAUAUUUCAUUUUUCCAAAUUGCUACAAAAUACCCAAACAAGGAAGUUAUAGCUGGUAAGUGAUGGAAGGUGAGGGAUACUGGAUCCAUAACCAGCAAGUUAAUCAAUUCUCUUUAAAUUUGCUUUUCUCAGUCAUGUUCUGUGAAUGAGAAACACCCCCUUAUUGUCUUUAAAGUUAGAUAACCCUUCUAAUAAUAAAUUGUUUAAAAUAGACAUACAAGUCACCUCUGUACCAUCCUUUUUUGCUGGGAAAAAGGCUAAUUUAACCUAUUUUCACUGCCUACAAGUCAUUAUAAUCAGGCAUGAACUGAAGAGAGCAGCGGCUAAGGACUAGUAGGGAAGGGAAGAGCCAUACAACCUACAUGUACUCUGCCGAAUUUAAAAAUAACUUUACCACAGUUGUUGGAAAAAAAAAAUAACGCAUAUAAAGUAGCAUGUGGGCAAUCAGGAUCAAAGUCCCUAAUCUUAUUCUUGUAAAAUUCUCUGCAACAUUUUUUGAAACAUGACAGGCUUAGGUCUUCAGUCCUAACCUUCUUGGGUGAAUUAUUCCAUGGGUGAAAUAAAGAAUUCCAUUUAAAAGUGUUCUCUUAUUAAAGCAGUUUGGUUGUCUUAGUGUAUUUCUUGAAAAGAACCUUAGUCUACUCAUUUUCAUGUUUCAUGUACAAUAAUCUUUGUCUGAGAACAUUUGAUUGCAGGUUUGGUUAAAAAUAAGCUGUUUUUUUUGUGGCGUGUGUGAUGAUGACCAAGAAUGUUGUUAAUAUUCUUCAGGAAAUGACAGAGAGUUUGAAACUUUAAGAGAGCGAGUGUUAAGAACCCACCUGGAGGCAUCUCAGGUCAACACCAACAGAAGUGGAUUAAAAAAUGUGAGGAAAAGGGACUGUUGAAUUUAUUUUGUUUGCUUACAGCUAGGGUUGUAGGAGUGAAUAUUAUCAUCUGUGAAGGAGCCCUGUCGGGGCAAUGUGAAGAUAUUUAUUACAAAAAGGGCUCGCCUGCUGAAGUUUACUAGCCCAGUGCAGUUUUGUAGGUCUAGGAAUCCCCUUUUUGCUAAGUUACUGUAUUUAUUCGGCUAUAAGCUGAGCGAUUUUACACAAAUUAAUGCUAAAGUUCAGUGAAAUGUGAGUCCAGUAGGGGUCUCAGCUUAUAGCUGGGUGUUUUGGAUUAAUCUUUCAUUCUUGGUUUUGCUGAUUCUUCGAGUUCAAAGUUAAGGGUCUUAGCUUAUGGCCGAAUAAAUACGGUACUUUAUCUUGACGAAUGUUGGUUACCCAUUGGGCAACUCAUUAUUAAAACAUGUGGCCCAACAGGUUCCUUCACUGACCCAUAUUGAUGAAAAGCGAGUGCUUGCUCAAAGUUGUAUGUUUUACUUUCUAUAAAACUAUAUUUUGUUUUUACCUCAUUGUUUUUUAAAGCUUUUUGAGUUUACAAAAACAUUGAAAGAUGGUGUAGAAACUGUUUACAAUCCACUUUGAGAAGGCAGCGUGAUCGAGCAGUUAGAGCGUGGACUUGCAUUCCAGAGUACCCGAGUUCAAGUCCUGCCCUGACUGCCAUCUGGAUUUGUUCUCUGUAGUCCCAAGUUUAUCUCCUCAGUCAUGCUUUAAAUAGCCAACUGGUUUGCCUCCAGCCAGUUGGGAUUCGUAACCUUGUUUUUUUCCAUUUAAAUUUUUUCAUUUCAUUAUCUCUGAAAAGCCCCAUAAGGGGAGAGGAUAAUUAAGGAUUUAUUAUUAUUAUUAUUAUUAUUGAGACCAAGAACUUCUUAUUCAGCAAAAAGAUAUUUUUGGAAGGAGAGACUUUGCAAAGAAUGAUUUGCGCUGAUUUGUUAUGGCACAUGCACCUGGCAACAGUCUCAUUAUUCCACUGCUAUCUGUGAGCCAAAUAAAAAGUUGUUAUCUUUGAUUAUGUUAUAAAAGAAAUGGUAAAUUUUGCAGCUGGGCAACCAUGUAGUUUUGGCUGCACUUAGGAGGUUUUUGUUAAGAACUCAUGCAAGAAGCUAAAGUUUGCUCUUUACAAUAGCCUGCAUAGCAGGUAUCAGUUAGUUGUUUGGUUAUGUAGUUUUUUCGCUCAUGUGCGCACAUGUGUCCUCAAAAUUUUUGCCUUUGCCGGCACCUACUGUACAGGUCAUCUCAGCUAUGCCUCCACCAACUCUUUUGCUUCUUUCAUGUAUAGCAACCUCCCACAUACAUCGAUUGCAAAAUUCGCUGGUUCUGUGCUACAUGUUUACCGAUGAAACAUUGCACUUAGACUAUGAAACACUUUUGGGAAGUAACAACAUACAUAUAACCCUCUACCUUAGUUUUUAUUAAGAGAGGAGAAUUGUCUUAACUUUACUUUUUGUUCUGUCAGUUGUCUGCUCCUAGGAAGAUUGCCUCUGAGGAGUACCGUGUACUUGGAGAUGACGAAGAAGCUCAUUGGGAGGUCACAGAAAAUUUUUUUCUUUGUUUUGUUUUUUCUUUGUGGGCAUAUUUAGUCCAUUUUAUAAUAACCACUUAUUUUUCACCAAGUGAGAAGGCCUUUUGCUUCAGUUAGCUAAGUAUGAGUUUGACCUGCCUUUACUUAUUUGUAUGAGACUGUGUUCUUGCUGGUUUUUCUACAAUUGUUUUGCAAGGAUUAAAUCUCAGAAAAGGGUGUCCUUUGAUCACAGAAAGGUUUGCCAGUCCAAACUCAUUAUCUGUUAAAAAUGAGAAAAAUGGUAAAUAUUGCUGAAAAACAAGUAGCACUAUGGUAAGACCUUUCUCUUAUUUGGAAUUAAUGGUCAUAUCAUGGAAUUUUAGCACCAGACGCAGUGAUAAGAACAGACGCAGUUACCUGUCCCAAUCCAAAUUAUCUUACAUGUAUUGCUUAUUUUUUUCAUUUCAACCGGCUAAUUGGUCCUUGGUUACAUAGAGCUCUGUGUUUAAUUCUGUAAUUAGAGACUGAAAUGAAACACUCCUUUUUAUAACUUUCAGGUUGUCGAGAGAAUAUUGUACAUUUACGCUAAACUUAAUCCUGGUUUGGGUUAUGUUCAGGUGAGAGAUUUCUCCUCUUAGUAAAUUUGUCUUGAUGUUACAUAUAGCUGUACUUACAGUUUCAAAAUAAAAGCGGCAACAAAUAAGAUUAUUGGAUUCCGGUCUUGAUCAGGAGUUAUUCGUCACCCCUUUUUGUAGACGAGAAUGUUUAAAUUACAUUUGUAACAUAUAUCCGUUUUUGGUUGAAAACGGAGAUUAUUUUUCCGAUUUGGCUUACCGAGUACACGUACUCGGUAAAAACAGUCACCGAAAUUGCAUCUUUUCAAAAACGCUCUCCAAAGUGGAGAUUUUUCAAAACGCUGGCUUUUCGUCUACGUGUAGACGGACGAAAACGGAACUUUUCGAAUACGAGAUGCCGUACAAUACAUGAUUUACUACUAGCAUUACGCAUGCUCUGUGAGGGAUGCUAUCUCAACUCAUUUCCAUUGUAAAGCGUUUUCGUAUGGACGGGCGAAAACGAUUCGAAUACGCUACACGUGGACGCAUACAUAUUUGAAAACAGAGGAAAAACAUCUCCGUUUUUAAAAAUAUUUGGAUACAUGUGGCAUGUGGACCAAUUUGAGAGGCUUUUUGGUUGCUGUACAUUCCUCUUAUCGAUCGAAAUGACUGCUUGGAUUUAUGAAGUGUAACUUUGCUUUUUGAUGUCUUGCAAAUAGUCCGGACUAAUAGUAGCUACAUCUAUGGUUUGUUCCAUAUUUGAUGAAAAAGGCAGCUAAAGUUUGUGUUAUCUGUGUUUCUUUUUUUUUUUAGGGAAUGAAUGAAAUAAUUGGUCCACUUUACUAUGUGUUUUGUUCUGAUCCAAAUCCUGAAUGGCAAGGUCAGUAGUUUGAAUUAUCGUGGUAAAAACUACAAUCAUUUACAAUAACUAUGCUUUUUAAACCCCUCCAAUUUCUUUUCAUUUUCACAGAAAAUGUUGAAGCGGAUGCUUUCUUCUGUUUUACAAAUUUGAUGUCUGAAAUACGAGAUAACUUUAUCAAGACCCUUGAUGACUCGGCUUGUGGAAUAGGUAUGAUUACAACGGCGAUUUAAAGACAGUUACUCUAGGGUUACCGUAUGGUCGGUCAUGAUACUUAAGCCGUUACAGGCCCAGUAUAUCAGUCACACAAAGUAGCAUCUGGCACAAGCAUCUCUACAAAAAGAGACCAGGUUUCCACAGGUUUUGGUCUGCACUGUGUGGUUUUCGGCAGUUAAAUGUUCUAUACUAUUAGGCUACAUUAACCCUGUUAGAGAGAAACAACUGGCACCACUGAUCUGGUCCCAUAGAUGUCUAGUUUACAGAGACUUCACUUUCAAUUCAUUUGCUCAUGAGACCUUUUCACUUUAAUUGGUUGGGCACAUGACUUCAAAGCGGUAGAUUUUAACCUGAAGAUACUCUUUGUCAACUGUGUUUUAGGAAAUAUGAUGAAAAGUGUCAGGAACUUGUUAAGAGAGAGAGAUCUCAUGUUAUUCACAUACCUGGUAAGUUCAAUUGUUUAGGUUAUUAAUAUUAUGUAGCUGAAAGAAGUGAAAAUUUUAGUAUUGGCGGCAAGGUUGAAGUAAUCGUGAAUUGUUUCUUAAGCCCCUCCCCCCCUCCGCCUCUACGACGAACUUACUUUUUGAGUCCCUUGUCAUUUUCGGUUACUUAAAUUAGACUAAAUCAUAUUAAGGACAUUUUUCUAAGGAUGUCUUUUUUCUUUCGUUGGUUUGUUAUAUUUUCGCAAUCUCUCUUUCUGAAAAUAUCGACUGCGUGGCUUCUGAAAAAACAUUUCAAAAACAUUUCUUUCAUUGUAGGAAGAACAAGAGAUGAGUCCUCAGUUUUAUAGUUUUAGGUGGCUGACGCUGCUUUUAUCUCAGGAGUUUGCUCUUCCAGGUGUGUAAUUCACUGUCCUUUACAUACAGCGUUCUGAAUCCUGUGCGUAUUGUUAUUCGUCAUUAGGGGCUUACUGUAAGCAACUACCAUCAGCGCCGACCGUAGGGAAAGCAUCACUUAAAAAGUAAAUUUGCCAUGUUUCAAACUUCACCGCUAAUAUUCCAUAUCGUUGAACUUUUUAAAUGUAGGGGAAUUUAUCUGGAGUUGAAUUGUUAAGGACUGUAUUAGCGUUCAGUUAAAGAAAGCUAAAAACGUGGAAAAUGUUUACGUUCUCCGUUAAAAAAUGAAAUUGGGAAAUUUCUUGUCGAGUCUUGCACGUAAGAGAACUGUUGCUGCGCUUGCAAAGUUGUAGUUUUGCCGCUUUUUAAACCUAUGGCUUUUUUUGUGUUCUCGUUGCUAUUGCUGUCGUUAAGACAUUUUUUCCUCUGUUUUAUGUCUGACCAUUAUUUUUUCAUUUCAGACGUUAUCAGAGUAUGGGAUUCUCUGUUUGCCGACGAGAAACGUUUCGAGUUUCUCAUUUAUGUCUGCUGUGCUAUGCAUAUGUGAGUCUGAUAAAAUUACUGUGAAGUGAGGACUUUUCGUAAGUCUUGCGUAUUGUUAUGGUUUAGUUCAAAAUUAAUCAAUCCGGGUCAUGCAACCUGCUCCAAUCCAACGAGUUCUCAGAAAAAAAGAUGUCUGAAGACAGCAAAAGAUGUGUAGAUAAAUCAGUAUGCCACUUUGUGAUAAUUGUAGAUCCUUCUUUCUGCUAACAAGUCAUUAAAUAUCCGUUUAUUCAUAUUUUAGAGUUAUAAGGGAACAACUUCUUGCUGCAGAUUUUGCUACAACAAUGAAGCUUCUUCAGGUACUAUAGAUAAUAUCUGUUUCAUUGCAAAGCUGUGUAUUUUUAUGCUGUCCACAUUUUAUAGACGACAGUUUACAGUGGGUUAUCCCGCCUUUAUUCUUCGUUGACAGUCUUGUCUGUGAUAACCCCCGCAUCUUGCUACAAUCUUGUUCGUCCUGUUUUUGUUUGUUUGUUUGUGUUGUUUUUGGUCCUUAGAUAGUUACACUUAAAUAUUUUUAGCGCUCUGUAUUUUACGGCCGGCAAUAAUAGACCCUUUCACUAGGUUUUUCUCGACUUUUGACUGGGACCAAUUAGCGAUAAACGGCGGUAUUGUAACUUGUUAACGAUUGGCGAAGUAUGCGACAUUUCAACAACCUACUCCCCUCCCCGUUUGAUUUUCAGGUACAAAAAAACGGUGAAAUGAUGGUUGAUGUCGCCUUUGGUUUCUUUCCUUUUCAGAAUUAUCCAGAUAUUGAUAUCCACACAAUUCUCUCGAAAGCAAUGGAUCUCAAACGACCCAAAGCAGUGUUUCCCAAUUCCCCUCGGACACGACAAAGACAGAAGGCUGGGUUCAAUUUCAAGAAGAGAUGA